AGGCGGAGUCUCAGUCACACCAGGGGAGGCGCUGAGGCGGUCACGUAGCUCAGGUUCCCGGGCAGUGGCCGCGCGCGUGUAGCCUUGUGCUUCUGCUCCAGCCUACCGUCUCUCCGCCAUCAUGCCGAUGUUCGUCGUGAACACCAACGUGCCGCGUGCUUCUGUGCCGGAUGGGCUCCUCUCAGAGCUCACCCAGCAGCUGGCGCAGGCCACGGGCAAACCGGCUCAGUACAUCGCAGUGCACGUGGUUCCGGACCAGCUUAUGGCCUUUGGCGGCUCGAACGAACCCUGCGCGCUCUGUAGCCUGCACAGCAUCGGCAAGAUUGGUGGCACGCAGAACCGCUCCUACAGCAAGCUGCUGUGCGGCCUGCUGGCCGAGCGACUGCGCAUCAGCCCCGACAGGAUCUACAUCAACUACUACGACAUGAAUGCGGCCAAUGUGGGCUGGAAUGGCUCCACCUUCGCCUGAGGGCGGCGCCGUCCUGGAUUCGCUUCCAGUACCCCUCCGGUGCCCCGAGCUCCGGGGCCCAGACUCCCGCAGUGUUGUGUGCCGGUUCUCCCCCUGCGAGCCCCACCACCAGGAGAAAUAAAUGGUUUGGAGAAGA
Molecule: messenger RNA, 605 nt
Organism: Sciurus carolinensis (gray squirrel)
Lineage: Eukaryota; Metazoa; Chordata; Mammalia; Rodentia; Sciuridae
Gene: Mif
Product: macrophage migration inhibitory factor
Exons: 3
Coding region: 122-469 (115 amino acids)
Molecular function (GO): phenylpyruvate tautomerase activity; cytokine activity
Source: RefSeq, a predicted model, not a curated record